AUGUUUAAAUACCAAUCCCCUGUUGCUGACUCCUCAAUACCACCGUCACAUAAUGAUGUACACAAUAAUUAUAACGCUCAUGCUGCACAUGAAGCACGUUCAGAUGAUGGCGAAGAAGAAGGUGGUCAUCAUGAUCGUUAUCCUUUGGCUCAAGUGGAAUUUGAUCGUGUAAAAACACCAUUUAUUAUUGGUGUUUGGAUUCUAUCGGCCAGUAUAGCAAAAAUUGGUGGUUCAUUGUAUGCCUGUGGUCUGAGUGGUAUUUAUGGAAGUGAAGCUGAAACUCCCAAAUUAUUGGAAACAUUUAUCUUUGCCUCUCUUAUAUCGGCUGUGGAUCCUGUGGCUGUGUUGGCUGUCUUUGAAGAAAUUCAUGUCAAUGAAAUUUUGUAUAUCGUUGUCUUUGGUGAAUCAUUACUUAAUGAUGCUGUUACGGUCGUCAUGUAUCAUAUGAUGGAAGUUUAUAAUCACAUCGGUAUAUCGGAAAUUAUAGCUCAAGAUGUUGUCAAUGGUGUCGGCUCAUUCUUUGUGGUGGCAAUUGGCGGUACUGUUAUUGGUAUUAUUUGGGGCUUCCUGACUGGUUUGGUAACACGUUUCACCGAUCACGUGCGUGUAAUAGAACCCAUCUUUAUCUUUGUCAUGGCAUAUUUAGCAUAUCUAAAUGCUGAAAUAUUCCAUAUGAGUGGUAUUUUAGCUAUUACGUUCUGCGGUAUUACCAUGAAAAAUUAUGUCGAAUCGAAUAUAUCACAAAAAUCGCAUACAACCGUUAAAUAUGCAUUAAAAAUGAUAUCAAGUUCCUCGGAAACUGUUAUAUUUAUGUUCUUGGGUGUAGCCACCGUCAAUAAUAAUCAUGUAUGGAAUACCUGGUUUGUUCUAUUAACCAUAUUGUUCUGUUCAUUCUUUAGAGUUGUAGGUGUCAUUGUCCUAUCCGCCAUAGCAAAUCGUUUCCGUCUACAUAAACUAUCUCGUGUCGAUCAAUUCGUUAUGUCAUAUGGUGGUUUACGUGGUGCCGUUGCCUUUGCCCUGGUUCUGUUAAUCGAUGAACGUGUUGUGCCUACAAAGAAUAUGUUUGUUACCACUACCAUUGCUGUGAUAUACUUUACCGUAUUCGUACAGGGCAUCACCAUUAAGCCGCUCGUUAAAAUUUUAAAUGUUAAACGUGCGAAUAAACGUAAACCCACCAUGAAUGAACGUAUACAUGAAAGAUUUAUGGAUCAUUUAAUGGCUGGCAUUGAGGAUAUUAUUGGUAAAACUGGCAAUUACAAUGUCCGUGAUAAAUUCAAACGUUUCGACAAUCGUUUUAUACGUCCUCUGUUGAUAAGAGAUCUUAAGGGUGCCGAACCAAAAAUUAUUGAAACCUAUUCGAAAUUAACCAUGCGUGAUGCUAUCGAAGUAAUGCGUCGUAAUCCCUCAACAAUUGGUCAAAUAACGGGCACAGAAUCAAUGAGUGCCUUAUUUAGAAAUUACACCAAUAAUUGUAUUGGUGGAAGGUGGGCACCGCCAACUAUUUAUACAACCUGUCCCAGUCUUACAAAUUUGGAUAAUACCUGCUCGCGUAAUUUGGAUAUGCAUGAAUUGGAUUAUAAUCCCUCCAAAAAGGAUCUUACCGAUGCCAGAAUACAUCAUUUAUUGGCUGAAGAAUUGAAACCUUAUAGACGGGCCUCUAUACAAAUGCACCGUCGUCUUAGUUAUAGCCGUCACGCCGUAGAUGACAGAGAUCUAUCCACACAGGUGAAUUAUAAAAUGCAAAUGAAUUUCCGUCGCAUGUUCAACGACCGUAAACAUCAUAAACGCAGCAAACGUGGUGCUAGUAAGCAUCAAGAUGGCGUUAAACAAAAUCAUGUCUCAUUCCAUGAUUUCCAACAGAAUGGAACAACGAAACAAUUCUCGCACGGUACGAGUAAGAAUGAAACAAAUUUACGCAAAAAACUAAUCAGAAAACAUUCUCACAAUUCACUUAACAAAUAUCGUAGAUUAGAAAUAGACAAUUAUAUUAAUGAAGUUCUUAGCGAAACAGUCGAGGAAAAUCCAAAUAAACUCACCGAAGUUACUGUAGUAGGAGCCAACGAUGACUGGGAUGAUGGUCUAACAUUUACGGCGAAAUCAUCACCGGAUUCGGAUCGUGCCAAUAAUAAUUCAUUAAUUGCUCAUAUACAAAAUCUGCCCGGUUUUGAUGCUUCUAAAGCUCGUAUUGUUCAACAUUAUGCCGCACCAUCGUCGUCGUCACAGCAUAACAGUUCUUGUGAAAGUCCGGAAAAACUACUUUCACCCGAUGAUCCUCCGAUUGGGCCCACAGCGGCCGAACUUAUAUUACCCUGGCGCAGGGAUCGUUCCUAUCAAAGCAUUGCAGAAAAUGCCAUACCCGAAGAAGAUCGCAAUCUUCGGGAUUCGGGUGAUGAACGUCGUGUUGCUACACCCACAGCCACCGAAUCACAAUUGCCGUGGAAACGUCAAGGUGAUGAGAUAUCCGAUGCUGUACAACAAAAUGAAUUCCCUGCAUGGGCCUCAAAUAAAGAAUAUUUGGCCUAUAAUUCACCAAGUGCUACAUUUUUAGGUGGUAUAAAUAAACCUAAACAGCCCAAGUCCGUCAUAGGUCUUUUCCGUCGUGAAAGUUCCGGUUCUCGUGGUGGCAACAGUAUUGGUGGCAAUGAUGGCUUAGAUGGAGCCUGUUCUGCCCGAGGUUCGGAUCCAGCUUUAGCAGCUGCUCUAAGCAGCAUGGUUGUGCCUUCAACUGCAUAUAAUCCUCGCCUUGACAAACGUUCCCAAUCGAUAUCAUCGGGUUCGGGCAUAAGUGAGGGUCAUUCCGGUCCUUUCCCUGUGACAGCCAGUCAUCGUCGUAAUGUGCGUCGUGGUUCUAUGCUAGAAUUAAGCGGAGACACUAUCCCCGAGGAAUCUUAUUACCAUGGACACUCAAAAUCGCUAUGUGAACCGGCUGGCGAAGAAUGGGAGUCCGUAUUAGCCGAUGCGGAAAAAGCCGACUAUGCCAGCGGGAAUAGUGAUAAACUACUAAAGGCCAGCAGUGGUCGAGAACCUCUAUUGCCCAAAUUAACACCAAGAGCUCAAAUAAGACGUAACAUGGGUGGUGCUAUGGGUGGCAGUAAUAAAAAGAAUCAAGUAACAACGGCUCUACUAUCCAGCACUAAUUCCGAUUAUGAUGAUGAUGAAGAAGAGGAUUUUGAUUUGUAUGAUGAUGAAAAUAUAGUUGUAACCACUACCACAAAUGAACCCAGCAAUCGUUUAACGAGGCCGGGUCUAAUGGAGGAACAACUACAUCCUAACACCACCACCAACACCACAACAACUUCUAUUCGUUUGACACGCAAUAAUGAUGAAAGUAUUAUUUGAGUGGAUGAGCAGCAGCUGGAGCCAGAGCAGGACAAUAAAGUUAAACUUAAUAAAAAAUACCAGCAAAAUUUUAAAGAAAAUCUUAUAGAAGUUGAAGAAUAUAAUGAAGAAGACGAUAACAAUGACGAUGACGAGAACGAUGAAGAUGAUGAUAUAGAAAAACAAGAACAACAAUAUUUACUUAUGGGAUCUAGAAAAUCUAGAAAUUUCUUUAAAUAUGAAAUGUUUUAUUAAAUAACAAAAUAAGUU
Messenger RNA from Lucilia cuprina (Australian sheep blowfly), 3588 nucleotides. RefSeq names its product sodium/hydrogen exchanger 3. The record is from RefSeq and is a predicted model, not a curated record. The transcript has 19 exons. Gene Ontology annotation, biological process: proton transmembrane transport; regulation of pH; sodium ion transport. Gene Ontology annotation, cellular component: membrane. NCBI's taxonomy places the organism in Eukaryota, Metazoa, Arthropoda, Insecta, Diptera, Calliphoridae. Bases 1 to 3339 code for a protein of 1112 amino acids. Gene Ontology annotation, molecular function: sodium:proton antiporter activity.